GUGCGCCCGUAGAGUGAGGGAAGGCUUGGCCUAUGGAGGUCGUCGCGUUAGGAGCGUGGACGGUCACCAGUGGCGCCAUCGCUCCAGCUCCAUCUUCGUGGUACCUGCAUCAAGACGCCAACUUCACAGAGUUGGAGAGACAGUACCAGGACCUGACGCAACAGCAUCAGGAAUUGGCGACGCUCCGCCGCACACUGCAGAGCCACGAGGAUGCAACUCGGGCACUCAAUGCCCGAUUGUUGGACCUGGAACAGGCUGUACCAGGACCAGCUGCUGGRGCUUCCAGCAGUGCACCCUCUAGCCGCCAACUGGAGGACCGCGUUGACCACGUAGUGGCAAUGCUCGGCGACAUCAGCACUUUCGCUGCGCCGACCACCACCAUCAGCAGUCAGCUGCAUACAUUGAAGACCGAGGUCCAGCAGCUGCAGACGACGAAUGCGGAUGGCAACCCGAAGAUGUAUAAGAUGCCAACUUUCAAUCUGGAGAGGUUCAGCGACUACACGCAGCAGGAUCCGGUCCUCUGGUGGGAAGCAUUCACAACACAACUCAGGAUUCUGCCCGUAGCCAAGCAUGCGUACAUCGGCGCCCUGUUCUUGAACUCAAAGGGCGGAUGCCAGACCUGGUUGAGCCACCUGGCAACCUCCCACGGCGUCGACGUACCAGACUUGAAGGACAAAAUCACAUGGGAGGAACUGACACGGCUGUGGAAGAAGCGGUUCAUCGUCGACGACGCGCCGGCACUCGCCAUCAACCGUCAAUUCACCAUGUCACAGGGCAACACUUCAACACGGGACUGGCUCACCGAGUGGCAGAAGAUUGCGGCAGUGCCCAAUCUGGACCUGCCUUUCACUCAUCUCAGACGUGAGUUCUACACUAGGUCCUGUGCGGCAUUGAGCCAGGCUCUUGGUGAUCGCGAGCAGUACUCAACCUUCGCUGAAAUCAUUGACAAGGCGAGGGAGAUCAUCAAGACCAACAGGUCAGCUGCACACGAGAAGUCACCAUGGCAGCCGACCUAUGUGGAGAAGGUACGAACUGGUCCGCGACAACAGCACUUCGCUGCAGUCCAGCAGGAUAGUGGAGAUAACCCAGCAGCCACUCCAGYAUCAAGUGACGGAGAUCAGAUGGCUGCUGUCCAGCCGCGAAGCAACAACAAGUCCCGCAACAAUGGGAAGGCGAAAUCCGCAUCGCAGGCCGGAAAUGGACAGCCAGUACAAGUUCCAUGGGUCAAGUUUGGCUUGACCGAGGCGGACUUCGCCGCAAUCUAUCGCCGGGGAUUCGACGUCAUGGUCAAGACUUGUAGAGCUCGACCCGUUGACGUUCACGGACUUCAGUGGAUGCUCGUUCCCUCGACCGAACGAUUGACGAAACCUCAUUGCAAUGUGCUCAUGGCACAACUGCGAGACUACUUGCAUACUGCAGUACCAGCUCCGUUGAUGGACGCCGAAGCAGAGGUUGUCGACCUUCACGCUUACAUCGCGAAGAUCUACCGCGAGGUCAAGACGCAACGGUACGACGACAUCGACGUACCAUUGCUAUACGUACGCAUUCAGAUUGGAGAGGCAACCUGCAGUGCCUUGAUCGGUUGCGGAGCGUCUCGCAACUACAUCAGUCAGGACUUCAUGGUGCGCGCCGGCCGUGGCCCACGCGUCUGGAGGAAGUCCCAACCUACACAAGUCACGUUGGCGGACGGUCACACGCACAAGUCAAUCGACCGGUGCAUUGACAACGUCCCAGUGUACUUUGCCCCUCACGCAAGUGAGGCGGUGUCCUUUGACAUUCUGGACACCAAAUUUGACAUGAUCUUGGGCAUGUCAUGGCUGCGAAGCGAGGAUCACCCGGUGAACUUCUUUCACCGCACCAUUCACAUUCGUGAUCGGAACGGAGUACUAGUUCCAUACACGGUGACUCUUCCUCAUCCUUCGAUCAGCUGCCACGUGGUAUCCGCCGCAAGCAUGCGAGCUUCCAUCAUCAGAGACGACAUCGAGGAGAUGGGGGGGUGUUUUCUCCACGCCCUCCCGUCCCAUGACGCUUCAUCGACGGACUCACCUUCGGAUCCACGCAUCACCGAACUUCUCGACGCCUACAGCGACGUGUUCGAAGGCCCGCACGGGGUAGUACCGGAUCGACCCAUCUGCCACGAGAUCAUCCUCGAGGACGGGGCCGUACCUCCGCGCGGUUGCAUCUAUCGAAUGAGCGAGGAAGAGUUAAGUGUGCUCCGCGCACAAAUCGACGACCUUCUAGAGAAAGGCUGGAUUCGGCCUAGCUCAUCGCCAUACGGUGCUCUUGUUCUCUUCGUCCGGAAGAAGAACAAGGACCUGCGGUUGCGCAUCGAUUAUCGCAAGCUCAACGUGCACACGAUCAGGAACGCCGGCCCUCUCCCACGCAUCGAUGACCUUCUCGAGCGAUUGGGCGGCGCCCAGUUCUUCUCUAAGUUGGAUCUCAAGUCAGGGUACCACCAACUCGAGAUUCGCAAGGAGGAUCGCUACAAGACCGCGUUCAAGACUCGGUAUGGGCAUUUCAAAUGGCUGGUCAUGCCAUUUGGCCUUACGAAUGCCCCAACCACUUUCCAAGCGGCUAUGACGACGGAGUUCUGACACAUGCUGGAUCGUUUCGUACUUAUAUACCUCGACGACAUUCUAGUUUACAGCCGGAGUUUG
This is a messenger RNA of Chara braunii, 2657 nucleotides long. The record is from the annotation of a GenBank genome assembly. NCBI's taxonomy places the organism in Eukaryota, Viridiplantae, Streptophyta, Charophyceae, Charales, Characeae.